AUGCGAUUUGUGAGAACAAGUUUUAUUUAUAUAGUGCCAACUGAUGCUAUUGUCUUCUACUCUACGAUGAGGAAGAAUGGUCCAUGGACACAGAACAGUGGUAGUACACAGGGUGGUACUAUGCUUUGGAUCUAUGGUAAUCGAUUUGCACAAACUGGUUUCAAUACAGUACCUUCAACAACGAACACCAAUUUCGUACAAUUAGUGGAUGGUUAUUCAGUUCAUAACUGUACAAUACACGAAGACAAAGUGACCAAUACACAAUUGACAUGUUAUACACCAAAAAUGCCUGAAGGUGUCUAUCAAAUUCGAGUCUAUGUAAAUGAAAAUUUGAUUCCACUCUAUCAAUACUAUGAUCCAAAGAGAGCGACAUUCGUACCAAUGUCAAGUCAAACACCAACCAUCACAGGAAUUACACCAUUGACAGCAACACCACGUUCGUUGAUUUCACUUUCAGGUUCAUUUAAAUCACCAUGUUUUUCACGUGAUAUGGACGGCUGUUCUCAAGAUAACAAUCCACUUAUCUCUCGUAUUUACAUGGGUGGUCAACUAUGUAAUGUGAUUAAUCCAAUUACCGGUGCCAAUUAUUCGGAAGUAACUGAUAGCAAUCUUCUAUGCAACUUCGAUAGUAACGAAGUUGGCGUUUUCAAUAUAAGCAUGAUCGUUACAAAUGAAUAUGGACGUUCAAUGGUUCGUUCGGACCUCUACCGAAUAUCUGCUACUGGUCAAUUAUAUAAUUUUCAAACUUAUGCAAUUGUUUCAAGUGUAUCACCAACAAUGGGCAGUAUAGAAGGUGGUACAACAUUAGUUGUUAGUGGUCAAUAUUUCAGUCAUACUACUCAAUAUCCAAUCAUAGUCCAAGUUGCUGGAGAAAUCUGUAUAAUUUUAAAUGUCACUUUGACAACAAUUCAAUGUAGAACACCUGUCAAUCCAUCUCUAGGUCGUAGUCAAUAUCAAGGUGGACGAGGUCUUCAAGUGUUUUCUGAUCAGAUCAUAGCAUCAAUGAGCAGUGUGAACCCACAAAUGCCUAGUAUAAAUGCGAAUCAAACAUGGAUUGAUGAUGCAUUAUAUGUAUCCACAUCAUCAACAAACGAAACUGUAUGGAUUAUUGGAUUUAUUCGUGUUCCAACGACGGCAACCUUCUCAUUUAUUCUAAAAACUAAUGGCUAUGGAGCUUUGUUUUUAAGCACGAAUGAUAGUCCAAUUAAUAAGACGAAAAUUGCUGAUGCCACUUCUGGAUAUCAAUCUAGUCCCAUUGUUUUGCAAAACAAUACCAACUACUAUUUAUUAUGUGUUGGUUCUCGAAUCGGUGGCAAUUUAAGUAUAUCAAUACAAGCGAGAAUGCACGAAACAACAUUAACAGCAGGAACAUCAAGUUUAGUUACGAAUGAAAUUCAACGCAUCGAUAUCAAUGCUACUGUUACUAAUGAAAAACAGAGCAUCAUAUAUACAAUGAAUUCAACAAGCAAUGGAACAGCUGAAGUGCAAACGAUUGCAAUUGAUAAUUCAACAUUUCAAAUUGGUUUCUAUGGUGUCUACACAGGUCUACUCAAUGGACGACCAACAGCUUCACUUGUCCAAGCUGCUCUCAAUGAUUUACCAACUAUCUAUCCAUUGUCUGUUCGAGUAGAAUCGACUAGUUCACUUUAUAUUAUUACAUUUCCUGUCGAAAUGGGUGACGUUCCAUUACUCAAUGUUAUUUCUACAGCAGCCAAUGAACCUAAUGUCACUGAAACAAUUCAAGGUGUUGCAUCAGGUACCAAACUAGCUUUUCAACUGGAUGGAGCAACAACACGUUAUCUUGAUUUUGUUAACAACAAUCUUACACAAGCAAAUUUGACUUCAGCUAUUAAUGAACUAUUUACCAUUCGAUGUCCAGUUUCUCUCAACAAUCCACAAGCUACAUCAUCGAUUGUCUAUGUACAAGAAUUCGAAACUGGUUGCAUUUUUGAUGAGACACGAAUUACAAGCAAUGCAUUUUGUGGCCAAUGUUCUCUCACAGGCAACACACUUGUGUCAGGAAAUACUCGUUCAGCAAAUUAUCUUUGUUUUGCUUACAAAAUUUUCAAUUCGUAUGUUACCGAAAUUGGUCUUGGUAUACAAAUCAAUGGUGACACAACAGCAACCUAUUGGACAUCAAUUUCAUUUAGUCCAGUUGCCGAUAAAUUUUGGCAUUAUACAUGUGUUGAUGUACGUGCUACACUUACUUCACAAUCAUCCAUGUAUUCGACAGCAUUCUCAUUCGUUAUCAUUAAUGCAUGGCUCAAUCAAAACAUUCGACAAGGUAUUAUGAUUGAUACAGUUACAGUGCGUACAGUACUACCUAUCGGUUAUGAAGAUCAAAGUCUAUAUCCUAUCGAUGGAGCAUCAAAUUUCAGCUCGUGUACUUUCCCAUUCUACUAUAAUGGUGAAUCCUAUUCGGCAUGUACACUAGAUAAUAAUAGUAUGGCUAUUUGUGCUAAUAUUCUUAAUCAAACAUUUCAAUGUCAAAGUUCAUCGAUCGAAGGCGUUCGUCGACUCUAUCCAAAACGACAACUAGUCUACAAUACAUUACAAGUGGCAUAUACUCCAGUAAACUCUACAAUCAAUAUUUCAUUUCGAUACAGCGAUUGUUCGAGUCCAACGUUAUUUUCCACAUUACCUGCUACAAGUUCAAUAGUAACAUCAAUUACACAAGCAUCUCCUGCCGCAAGUGGAACAUUUGAUUUGAAUUUUAAUGGACAAACAUAUUCAUCAAUAUCAGUCAACAUUGAUCCAAUAGAAUUGAUCAAUAGACUUCAAGCAUCAUCUGAUUUCGGUUUUCUAAAAGUAACUCGUUCGCGUGACUGUACAGGCUAUUCAUACACAAUAGAAUGGUUGUCCAACGGUGGUCAAAAAUCAAAUAUUUUAGUUUCGAAUACUAGUGGAGGGAUGCCCAUUGGUACAAUCGUCACAUCAUCGGUCACACAACGAGGUGGAAUUCUAUUCAAUCCUUUACCGGGUGAUAUAACACGAACAUAUCAUACAACUCCUCAGGUAGAAGUAUUUGUGGGUGGUUAUCUAUCUAAAUGUGCGAACACGAAUAAUAGUUGCCAAUUUGAAUGGUCACUCAUACAAACUCCAACAGUAUCGAGCAUUGUGCAGAGUGGAAUGACUUUAUCAAUCACUGGCACUGAUUUCAGUACAGUUCUUGACGACAAUAUUGUGUUAAUCGAUGUGAUCAAUUCAUGUAUUGUCACAGCGGCAACAUCUACUUCCAUUACAUGUACUAUCGACAAUGCUCCUUCAGGUACUUACACUCUAAGCGUAAAUGUUGUUGGUAAAGGUUUAGCAUCUAACAGUGCUAAUUUGACGGUUACUAUUCCUUUGCAAAUCGCAUCAUUUUCACCUAGUCAAGGAGGAGCAGGUGGAGGCUAUCUAUUAACAAUUAUGGGUACUGGAUUCUCAUUGACUACUGUGGUGACUGUCGAUAAUAAUUUGUGUUCGAAUGCUCAGAUAACUAACUUUUCCUUGAUUACAUGUAUUGUACCUGCCACAACGGCAAUAAGCAAUCAACAAGUUGUCGUAUCGGUUAUUGUCGAAUCGAAUAUAGUCAAUGCAUCUUCAUUAUUUACUUAUGAUAUAACCAAUACACCUAAUAUCUGGUCCAUAAGUCCAACUCUCGUCACUAUGACUCCUGGUCAAUUAACCAUAGUCGGAAACCUAUUUGGAAAUACUUCAGUUUCAGUUUCAGUUGGUUCAAUAAAUGCUGCUGUAAUAUCAACAACAUCGACUCAGAUAGUUGCCAAUUUACCUUAUUUACCUCCUGGUCGUUAUCCAAUAAUGGUUUCUACAAUGAAUGGUUUUGCAAGGCCUCCUGUUUAUAUCGAAUAUUAUUUUUAUGUUCAACAAGUUUCUCCACAAGUUGGCUCAUUAUAUGGUGGCACUGAUGUAUACGUUCAAGGGGAAGGUUUUGAUAACUCAACAAGUAUCACUUUUUGUGAUAGCAACAAUCGUCAAAUGCCAUGUAAAAUAAUCUCUGUCCAGUCAAGUCUUAUUCAUUGUCAAACAACACCUGCAGUUCCGGAAAUGAUCAUCACAUCGAACGGUGUCGAUCCAACGUAUGGUACUGGUUUUGCUUGGUCACCUCAAUAUGCAACAGUACAGCAGGGUGCACUUGUUACAUGGCAGUGGGGUUCGUCGGCGCUCUUAUCAUCACUAAAAUACAAAGUACAACAAGUAGCUAAUGCAUAUGCUACAGAACCAUUGUCGAACGGAUUUGAUUCAGGCACAGCCACAUCAUCUGGUUCUUUUUCUUAUCAAUUUGUUACAUUGGGCACCUACUAUUACUGGUCGACAGUCGUCGAUCAAGCUGGUAUAAUUAUUUUGCGUGGUGUUAUUACAGUAGUAGAUGCUCAACCACAGAUUCUCACUGUUCAAGCCAUCUCAAAUUCAUUUACUGCUCAAUCAUGUGUCUUCCCAUUCACUUACAAUUCUGUUAGUUAUACAGCAUGCACAACAAUGAAUGAUACUCAACCAUGGUGUUCUCCAUCAUCGGUGUAUACAGGUCAACGAUUAUAUUGCACACCAAGAACUUCUGUGCCAGUUUCAUCAUGUGGUUCGAGUUCGAAUCUUAAUCCAAGUUUAUGUCUUCAAACAGUACCUUCAGCAAUUCCACUUGAAUUUCUUUCCACGUCAUGUACACUUGGUUCAGUGACUUUAAUUUCACCUGUUCAAGGCACUGCUGGAACAACGAUCAUAAUCACAGGAACCGGCUUCAGUACAGUAGCAUGUGAAAAUGAUGUUCAAAUUGGAUCAUCUUAUCAUUGCCCAAUAACAAGUGCUUCAUCGACACAACUUCAAUGUCAAAUCGGUGUUGGAUCCUUAAUCAAUGCUAAGACAAGGCAAAUAGUACAAGUGGCUCGUGAUCGUCAGGGUUAUUUAACUAGUGAUGGUCAAUUAUGCUUUCAAUUUCAAGCAUCUAUCUCGAAUGUUUCUCCAAACUUCGGCACUGAAGUAACAAUAAAUGGCGAUGGUUUUAUGCCAGGUGACACUCGAUUGAUUAUCGCUGGAACUGAUUACUCCAAUAUAGCUAACAUUUCAUAUACACGAAUAGUUUUUACUACACCAUCUCAAAUGACUUACAUAAAUCAAAACUUGACAGUGGUAGUAUUGAUCGGUAUGAAUGAGGCUAUUUGCUUGAAUACAUCUUGUACUUUUCAAUGGUCAACAAGUAUCACACCAUACCUGGAUUCUGUAAGUCCAAAUCAAAUUAGCGGUCCAACAGCACUCACAUUGACCGGAAGAAAUUUGAUUGUUGGUGGAGGAUCAGCUUCAGAUACUCUCGUAACUAUCAGUGGUAAUCCUUGCAAUAUCACGUCGAUGACGAACACACUCAUUGGUUGUCAAUUAGGUGACAUCGAAGCUGGUAAUCAUUCAAUUGCUGGAUUGAUCAAUGGCGUUGGAUUUAUUAUUUCGACAGUUCAUCUAACAUCGACGGCAAUUCUAACUGGCGUAUCACCAAGAAUGAGUGGUAUCUAUGGUGGUAUUCUUCUCAUUAUCACAGGUAAUGGAUUUUCAAGCAACAUUAGUAAUAUUCGAAUUAUGGUCGGCUCGAAUCAAUGUCGACUUGUUCAAGCUACUACAAGUCAACUUCAAUGUACAGUUCCACCCCAAGGUAGUCAAUCAUCUGUAGUCAGUAUUGCAGUCACUUCGAAUGGAAUUACUUUGCCUGGAUCAUUCUCAUUUGUCUAUAAUUCUUCUAAUACACCCUAUGUGUCUUCAGUGAAUCCAACAUCAGGAAGUGUCUCUCAAUCAUUGACCAUUAAUGGUAGCAACUUCAUUCUUGGCCAAACCAGCGUUUUCGUGGGCAACAGUUUAUGCAACAUUAAUAAUGUUUCAACAACAUCUAUCACAUGUACAUUGGGUUCAAGUUCAGCAGGUGUGCAGCCAGUGACUGUUUACGUAACAACAACUGGAAAUUCAAAUUCAGAUGUUCAAUUCACUUAUAUAUUGCAAGUUACUAGUGUUUCUCCGGCGCAAGGUAGUUAUGGUGGUGGUCAAACAGUAAGAAUCACUGGUGACGGAUUCAAUGCAACAAAUACAUCCGUCAGUGUAUGCAAUCGAUUAUGUCAAACGAUGACUAUAGUUUCGAACACAGAACUUUUAUGUAUUACUCCUUCAGCUACUCUAUCGAUCUUGAAUACAUUGUGUAAUUUGACAGUAAGCGUUGAUGCACUUGUUCGCAGUGUUUCAUUUGUCUAUCAAGCAAAUUUAACGGCAAUUAUUACUAAUGUAAGUCCAACUCGUGGUGGAACAGGUGGUGGUACUACACUUACCAUCAAUGGAACCAAUUUUCCAAGUUCGAUCAAUGUUGUAUCAGUGAGCAUUGCUGGAAUACCAUGUAUUGUACAGACCAUUAAUCCAACAGGCAUGACAUGCUUGACUGGUAGUUAUCAAGGAAUAACAGUCUUAGCUCCGAUAAUUGUUUCUAUUAAUGGAUCGGGUAAUGCAGUUGGUUCACCUGUAUUUCAGUAUAUCGAUCUAUGGUCAAGUCCAUGGACAUGGGGUGGCAAUGCACCACCUGAAGAAGGCACAAUUGUUUUGAUUAACAAUGGCAAGACAGUCUACUUUGAUACGACAACACCUACUUUAAAGGCAAUUAUCAUCGACAAUGCUUCAUUGAUUUUUGACGACACACGAGACGUUGCUCUCAACGCUGAAUAUAUCUUAGUAGUCAAUGGUGGUCUGUUUCAAGUCGGUACAGAAUCAAAUCCAUUUCAACAUCGAGCUGUCAUCACUAUGUAUGGUCAUUUGCGAUCAAUUGAAUUACCUAUCUUUGGUGCUAAAGUUUUGGCUGUACGUGAAGGUAUUAUUGAUAUGCACGGCAAACCUACUGUGCAAAUGUGGACACACUUAGCAAUGACAGCCGUUAAUGGAUCGUCAACAAUUACCCUUCGUCAAGCUGUCGAUUGGACAGUUGGAAGCGAGAUCAUAAUUGCGACUACAGGUGAUUAUCUAAGUCAAGGUGAAAGUGAAAAACGUACAAUAACAGGUAUAUCAAACAAUGGACUAACACUAACAUUGAAUACGCCGCUUAAUUGGACUCAUUUGGGUGUCACUCAAAAUUUGGGCUCGAUAUCUAUUGAUGCUCGAGCUGAAGUUGGUCUUUUAUCACACAAUGUCGUUUUUCAAGGUUCUGUAACAGAAACAUGGAAUCAAACGAUCAAAGCAUGUCCAGGAGAUGAAUUCGCCAUUCAAACCUGUUUUCUUGGUCGAUAUGGUGAGGAAAUAGGUUCAGAUCAAUUUGGUGCUACAAUAAUGGCUAGUGGUGAUAUGGAUAAGAUUAGUAAUGGUCAACAAGUCAUUCUUCGUUUGUCCAAUAUUGAAGUCACUAAUCCAAAUAAUACAGUCGAACAUAAUGCAGUAGCUGGUGGCACUCAUUUCGGUUAUUGGUAUCGAAUGCUUCGUACUCCCGAUGGACCAUCGUUUGCAAUGUACCCAGACUUCUGUCCAUAUCGGCAGCCAUUCGGACGAUUUUUCAAUAACAGUGUUCAUAGUUGUGGUCAAUUUGGUGUAUGGAUUUUUCCUGAGUAUGUAUCAACAGUUGGUGGAAGCUGUUGGGCCGAUGCACCAAAGCAACCAGUCUUCGAGCGAUUGACUUCAUGGAGAAAUACCAAAGGAUUCGAAGCAGUUAUGUCAAAUGUAAUUCAAGUGAAGAGUGCAGUCGUUUUCGAUAAUAUUGAUAUGGGCAUUGCAUAUCUCACUGCUAUUGAUCACCGAGAAACAAAUUUACCUAAUCUUCGAGCCACUUUUUAUGAUAUAAAUACAGGUGCAUCUGUCAUUGACAGUAUUAUCAUUGGUGAUUCCAAUUUAGCGGAUAGUCCAGUGAUUCCUUGGCGAGGUGGCCUUGUUGUUGUUUGGGACCGUGGUCUACGCGUUCGAAAUGUUUCUUUUAUAAAUUUUCAAAGUUCACAAACUCAAGCGAUGCAUGGACCGGUAAAAGCUGGAAGAUGUGCCGUUUUUUGUGGAGGCUGGACCACUAAAUUUUCACAAAUGUCAUUUACAAAUGUCACUAAUCGUGCUCUCUUUCGAUGGCCAUAUGAUGGUUUGUAUUUGGAUGAAGAUGGGACAUUGGGUGGCUUGCCAAAUGCUACAAUUAUGCCCCCAGAUAGUCUAUGGAAUACAUCCACUGCAUGUGUUCCAGCAAGCAAUUUUCUCAAUGCGAUUCGAUGUCCAGCCUCGUUGGGUAGAUGGCUACGGUUCGCUUUUAAUGGAGCUAACUUAGGUCAAAAUGGUGAACCACUAGUUGUCUACGACAUGUCAAAUCAUUCAACAGUCAUUCCUUAUCUCAGGAAACGAUUAACUCAUCCUUUUGGCUAUAUGGCUGUAUUACAAGCUAAGCAAACAUAUACAUUGGAAUUUGUUAACGCAAAUAGCACGGUUAACUUGUCGUAUACAGGAGCUGUUUACGAUUUAGCAGCCGGUGAUUAUCUCAUCUUUCGACAUAAAGUUGCUUAUCUUCCUGAUCAAGUAUAUACUGUAUCAAGUUUGACAAUGACUAGACAAUCAAGUACGCCUCUCUCAGGUUUAACCAGUAACAAUGGUGACUGGUAUUAUGACAAUGUUACAACAUACUUCUACUAUAUUGUUAAAAAUCCUUCGAAUAAUGCAACAUCUAUCGACGUAGUUAUACCUUUAAAAGUGAUAAAAUGUCGCUAUCCGAAUUGUGAAUAUCCAUCACAGCCCGCAUUCGGGUCACCAGCAACGGUUCGUCCUUCUGGUGCAUUGUUUUGGUCGAACGAUUCGCAUUGGUCGUUUGCAACACAAGGCUUCGGUGGUUUUGGUGCUAUCAAACCUGGAAAUGAUACAGAUAUUUAUAUUCCACGUGGUGUUUGGCUCGUAGUUGAUUAUCCAUUGCCCCGUAUUCUGUCUCUACGAAUUGAUGGUGUUCUAGAAUUCGAACAGGGUAUGAACAAUAUUCUUUAUGUAAAUAGUGUUUUCAUUAAUGGAGGUUGGCCUAACAAUCCACUAAAUUCCAGUGUCGAUAUUGUCAUUACGGGAGAUGCAGUGAUGAAUGUAUUGUUGCCAAAUGAUGAAGGAUCAAUGGGAUCGAAAGUUAUUGGUGUCUUCGGCGGUCUUGAUCUACAUGGUAUAAAACACAAUAUUACAUGGACAAGACUAGCCUCUACAGCUUCUUCGGGUCAAAACACCAUUAUUCUCAUUGAACCGGUUGAUUGGAUAGUCGGAGAUGAAAUAAUUAUUACAACUACAGAUACUAACAUACAACAUACUGAACGACAUCGAAUAGCCUAUGUUGGUGCUGGUGGAACUACGAUAGUAACAGUAAAUCCACUUGAUUACACACAUAUUGCCAUUCGAAAUGUAUUUCCUAAUGGACAAGUACUCAAUAUAUCAAGUGCUGUUGGUUUAUUGUCACGAAAUGUGCGUGUUAUCAAUCAAAGUCCAGCAUCAGAUCUAUUUGGCUAUCGAAUACUUGUUACUGACUAUGCAACAAAUGUUUGGAAUCCAGUAGCCAAUGAAUCUAUCUAUACUUAUUACAAAGGUUAUGCUCGAAUAUCGAAUACACAGUUUAUUGGUUACGGUCAAUUUUUCGAUGCACCCGAUGAAGAUAAACGUGAAGGUAUUCACUUAUAUAAUCUUGGUGAUUGGAAUGCAUCACGACCGACCUAUGUUGAUUCAUGUUCAUUUGACGGUGGAUCAUACUCAGCAAUUGGCAUUUGGAAUGCAAGCGGUGUUCCGAUUACCAACAAUAUCAUCUACAAUACAUAUCAAUCAGCUAUUGUAAUUACAGGCAAAAAUAAUAUCAUCAAUCACAACCUUGUUGCCACUGUCUAUUGGUCGGGUACUGCUCAACCUGAAUAUGCUGAAUUUAAUAUAAAUUAUGACGGUGCAAUAAUGUCUCGUGAUGCUAUCAGUGUUGUUAUGAGAGAUAAUAUGGUUGCCGGUGUCGAACGUUUAGCUUAUCGAAUUCAGUGUGAUGCUUGUUCAGGAACUAACAUUCCAAGUAACAUCAGCAAUGAUUACUGGAAUAAUGAAGCUCAUUCGGCCAUGACAGGUGUAAAUAUUUGGCCGACAGACAAAGGUUUCGAUUACGAUUUAGCUUUGACUCAUAUUGCUUCUAACAAUUCCGUCCAUAUUCACAAUACUAUUGUUGUCGGUUCUAUUAUACCAAAUGAUUGUGCCGACAUUGUUAAUAGUUCAUCUAUCAGUAUUGCAUUAGCACCAAAAGCUAUACCAACUGUAGCAUCACCAAACGCAACAGAUAGUCCACAAGGUCGAUGUGGCAUUGUUUUUCCAUAUAUUUCUCCCAAUAACAAAAUGCCGGUGAAACCUUGGACAGGCAUUAAAGCUUAUCCAUCCGUUGAUGGAGGUAUGUUCAUUACAAACACUACUUUAGCAUUCUUCAAUGAUGUAUGUGGUCGACAUGACACAGCUAUUCAAGUUGGACAACAUAAUGAUGAUGGACAAUUUCCUGUAAUGACAAGUUCAAUGUCAAUAUUCAAUACAUCUCGACGUAAUAUCAUCUUCAAUGGACGUCCAAACCUACAAGUUGUCAACUCAGCUGAUUGUGUUGAUAUGGACUGUGAUGGUCUUAAGAAAGCUUUACUAAUUGAUAUGGAUGGUACAUUUUUUGGGCAACCAGGUAGUGCUAUUUCUCAGGCUGAAUAUCUAUGGGGUGAUCAACAACAUGGUAUCGGUGAUUUUCGAAUACCAUUCGUGGCACUUUCGAACAUGACUGGUCAUCAAAUCAAUAUUAGUGCAACUUAUCCAUAUCGAGGUAUCAACUUAGCUCCAACAUGUGCUUAUGAAUCGGCGUGGCAAAUGUAUUUUUGCAACAAUACACUCGAUUAUCGCAUGUUAAUUAUUGAAAGUAUGGAUCCAGAUACAGAAACACGACGUCUUUCACCUGUUGCCAUCAUGUCCGACAAUGGAUAUAUUGACCUUAUUAAUGGCCCUCAAGAUCAUGGCUGUUGUAACGGUUAUACUUGCCGGAAACGUGUGUCAACAUUUAUGGCCAUCGUAGAAUCUUAUCAUACAUAUUUGAUUUAUCUAACAAGUACUCAACCAAAUCAAAUGCGAUUUCGAGUUUUAAAUAGUGAUGCAAGAAUCAAAGUUAUUUUGGCUCUUCGCUAUGAUUCAUUGCAACAAAUUGAUGUUUAUGCAAAUGAUAUUUAUGUAUCACCAACUAAUCGAGAUUCAAGUUAUUCUUUUCUAAUGCUAACUGAUCAAUCGAACAAUGUGACUUUUUCUUCACCAGCUGGCUCUAAUUAUUUCAAUAGAACUACACAAAUGGCUUAUUUUGCAAUCGAUGGUCUUACAGUGAUUGAUCUCAAAAUAUCUCCAUUACUCGUACUCACUUUCCGCUUACCACCAGUAACUCCAUCAUCAUUUUUUUCGAACAAUCUUGUUACUAAUUUGGCUACUUUGCUUGGAGUGAAUAUGAACAUGAUUCGACGUGUUAAUAUCAUCUCGGCUAAUAAUAAUACUCGAGUGCGUCGUCAAAACUCAAUGACUGAUUUUUAUUUACAAGUUGAAUUGUAUAAUGAGCCAGCAAACAAUUUGACAUCGUACAAUACAACACAAGAUGAAGUCUUGUUAAAUUUAACAUCCACAAUUCUUAGUCAAUAUCAAUCGGGUGAAUUACAAGCAAUAUGGGCUCGAGAUCCAUCAACGAAUAAUACGAGUCCGACAGGUUUAACAGUACAAGAGCCAUUUAGUCAAACAAUGGAUGAAUUAAAGGUUAUUAACCGUAUUGAACUUGUAACUCAGCCGAGUUCUUGUCGUGAACAAAGUCCAUGUACAAUUCAACCAGUAAUUGUUGCAUAUGAUUCUAAUGGAAAUAUUAUUCAGAAAUUAGGUUCCAUUCAACAUCCAUGGCAAGUGAUCGCUAGUUUGGUAGGUCAACCGAAUGCAUUUGUACCUGGUUCUAUUGCUAAUUAUUCGAAUGGACAAACACAAUAUAGUUUAUUUGGAUUGGCAUCUGUUGGUACUUAUCAAGUUCAAUUCAUGUUUAUUUCACCGAUGGUUGUUAUUGAUAGUUCAUUUAUGACAACAUCUAAUUUUACGGUUAUUUCAUCAAUAAUUACUGUCACACAAGCAAUAUUAGCUGGCAUUGAAGUGGAUCAUGUCUAUGUGACAACAGUAAACGAACAAUUUAAUGUAUCUGUAAUGCCUAUCGACAGUGUUACUCGUCGUCGUAUUGGACAGAUCGUUUGGGGAAAUUGGACUUGGACGCGUUCAGUUUCAUUUUACGCUUUUCCUCAAUGCAAUCGUUCGACUACACUAAUCAUUAGUCCAUCAUCAAGAACUCUCAUUAAUUUAUCAGCUGGCACAGUAACGAUCACAGAUAUUGCAAUCAAUGCAACUGGCAUGUUCAUAUUAAAUAUAAGUUUAGUUUCAACAAACAAUAUGUAUACAAUUCAAGUUAUAACUAAUGGCAUACUUGUAAAAUCAAAUAACAAUGAGCUUGAAGUUGAGACAGGUGAUCCAGACACAUAUAUAAACUCUGAUGGAAACUACGAUUCAUUGGCAGCAACUGAUGUACUUGAAUUAACACGAGUCAUUAUUUACAAUAAUUUACUAUGCAUUGGUAUGCCAGUGACUAGUGAUAUCACACUGUGGAAAGAGAUUGGUAGUGAUCGUUGGCCUCUUGAAUUGUCUUCAAAAUCGACAACAGGUCUUAUUGCUGCAUUUAUUGUUGGCUCAUCUCAAACACAAGUUGCAACAGCUGUGAAUAUGAUUAAGUCUAAUCCUAAUAUCAUGCCACAACUUAAGAUUUUAUCAAUUACUAUUCGUAGUCAAGCAUACAGUAUUUCAUCUCCGUCUGGAGGAACAGGCAGCAGUUCGACCACUGAAAACACUGCGGGAAAUACUAAUACUAUUGGUCUGAUUGUAGGUCUCGUUGUAGGCAUUGUUGGUGGUUUGAUACUUUUAAUUGGAAUCAUUUUGGGUUUGAAAGCCUACAAGGAUAAACAUGAACGUGUUUUUUCAAAACGUGACGACAUGGUAAACUUGAAUGAGUUGCUCACUUUUCAUAAUGAUCAUGAUCCGAUAAUUCAAACCGAAACAAAAGACAAGAAAAAUUUCAAAAUUCUGAAAAACGAACCACCCACAGCAUUGCAAUUGCAUCCUUCCCACAUUCAGCUACAUCCAUCCAUAGAGCAUGUCGAAUCUGACAUACCACCUGGAGCUCUUACUACCACACCACUCGACUAUACAAUCCCACAUGAUGGACAUAAUGAUGGUACUAUGAUGCCAGAAGUGGAAAAAAUGUAA
Rotaria sp. Silwood2 is the source of this 13257-nucleotide messenger RNA. Lineage: Eukaryota; Metazoa; Rotifera; Eurotatoria; Philodinida; Philodinidae. The record is from the annotation of a GenBank genome assembly.